This is a messenger RNA of Tripterygium wilfordii, 2117 nucleotides long. RefSeq names its product signal peptide peptidase-like 4. Gene Ontology annotation, cellular component: Golgi-associated vesicle membrane; lysosomal membrane; cytoplasmic side of endoplasmic reticulum membrane. NCBI's taxonomy places the organism in Eukaryota, Viridiplantae, Streptophyta, Magnoliopsida, Celastrales, Celastraceae. Gene Ontology annotation, biological process: membrane protein proteolysis. The record is from RefSeq and is a predicted model, not a curated record. The transcript has 14 exons. The coding region runs from base 161 to 1771 and encodes 536 amino acids. Gene Ontology annotation, molecular function: aspartic endopeptidase activity, intramembrane cleaving.
CCCCUCCCUCUGUUACCUCUCUGUCUUCACAUUUUCAUUCCUCUUCUUCACCAAGCUACCUUUUCUCUCUCUCUUUCUCUCUCUAAAACCCUAAUAAAUCUUUGUUUUCCCUAUUCAUAUUUCUCUCUCAAGAAACGAAUACAGGCUUUUUUAAUAAUCUAUGUUAAUAAUGGAUUUAUGUGUAGCGUUUAUGGCUUUAGUAUUGGUGUUAAGUCCACGCUUUGGGUCAGCUGGGGACAUAGUACACCAAGACAAUAUCGCUCCAAAGAGGCCUGGUUGCGACAACAACUUCGUACUGGUAAAAGUCCCAACGUGGGUGGAUGGUGUAGAGGAUGAAGAGUAUGUUGGUGUCGGUGCUCGUUUUGGUCCUACCUUGGAAUCGAAGGAGAAACAUGCCAAUCACACUAAGCUUGUUAUAUCAGACCCUCCUGAUGGCUGCACCAAACCGAAAAAUAAGUUUUCAGGAGAGUUCGUUCUUGCACACCGAGGUAAUUGCAGCUUCACAACCAAGGCAAAUAUUGCUGACGAUGCAGGUGCUUUAGCAAUCAUCAUAAUAAACCAUCAGACAGAACUUUUCAAGAUGGUCUGUGAAACCAAUGAGAGUGAUGUAGAGAUAGGCAUUCCUACUGUCAUGCUCCCACAAGAUGCUGGUGCAAACUUGGAAAAUUUACUAAAGAACAGCUCCAUGGUUUCUUUGCAACUAUACUCUCCUCGGCGUCCACCGGUGGAUGUUGCAGAAGUGUUUUUAUGGUUGAUGGCUGUCAGUACUAUAAUAUGUGCUUCUUACUGGUCUGCACGGAGUGCAAAAGAAGCAGCUAUAGAGCUGGACAAGCUCUUAAAGGAUGGUUCGGACGUAGAUAUGGAUGGCUUUGGUUCCAAUGGUGCUGUGGACAUUAAUGUGACAUCAGCCAUUCUCUUUGUUAUAAUUGCUUCUUGUUUUCUCGUUAUGUUAUACAAACUAAUGUCAUUCUGGUUCAUUGAGGUUCUGGUGGUUCUAUUUUGCAUCGGCGGCACAGAGGGCCUCCAAACUUGCUUGGUGUCUUUAUUAUCUUGUUUCAGAAGGUUUCGACAUGCUGGGGAGUCGUUUAUUAAAGUUCCCUUCUUCGGAGCUGUCUCAUAUCUUACACUAGCCGUUUCUCCCCUCUGCAUUGCAUUUUCUGUUCUCUGGGCAGUUUAUCGAAGCUAUUCGUUGGCUUGGAUUGGUCAGGAUAUCCUUGGCAUAGCAUUGAUUAUCACAGUUAUUCAGAUUGUUCGUGUACCAAACCUCAAGGUUGGAACAGUUCUUCUCAGUUGCGCUUUCUUGUAUGAUAUUUUCUGGGUUUUCGUAUCAAAAUUGUUGUUCCAUGAGAGUGUGAUGAUAGUGGUAGCUCGUGGUGAUAAGAGUGGAGAGGAUGGUAUUCCAAUGUUGCUGAAGAUUCCACGGAUGUUUGAUCCCUGGGGUGGGUUCAGCAUAAUUGGGUUUGGUGAUAUUAUAUUACCAGGAUUGCUGGUAGCUUUUUCACUAAGGUAUGAUUUUCUGGCAAAGAGAAAUUUUCGAGCGGGAUACUUCGUUUGGGCGAUGACUGCUUAUGGUUUAGGUCUCCUUGUCACUUACAUUGCUUUGAACAUGAUGGAUGGACAUGGCCAGCCGGCUCUGCUUUACAUUGUUCCAUUCACACUUGGCACUUUUCUGACUCUGGGAAAGAAGAGAGGUGAACUCAAAACUUUAUGGUCAAAAGGAGCACCAGAGGGAGGGCCCUGCACUCACAUCCAACUCCAACCGUCGCUGUAGUAUGCCAUAAAUUCUUGUUAAUAUAUUUGCUUGCUAGUCAUAGUCAGUACCGGCAGCUCGGGAGUUUAAUAUGCAUGCAUAUAGGUAUAGGAUGUAACACUUGUAGAAUAAUCAAUUAAUGUUCACAUAUAGUGCCACUUGAGCUUAGGAUGCAGUGCACAAAAUGUAACCCCUGGUAUAUGUAGGCAUGAGUGUAUUAUUACGAGCCAAAACCAUUGAGGGACUAGUCCGAGACCAUCUGAAAUUAAAAUUCUCUAAUGCUAGCAUUUUUACUGUAACAACUUGUUAUGUGACCAUAUGAAUGGAUUACUUCAUCUUCUUGAAGUUUUGAGUCCUGAAAUUUUCA